CCAUGUUGUUGUCCCCAUACCCAGAAAUAAAGCAAAGAAAGGCUUAGUGCGUGAGAGAGAACAAAAAUUAUAUACUACCAUGGCAAGGUUCGCAGCUUUUAAGAUGGCAUACGCAACAGUGCUUGUGUGCAUGUUGGUGGCUGCUGCUCAUGUUCAUGCAUCUCUAACAUGCGCUGAGAUCACAACCUUGCUGACUCCAUGCAUCCCCUAUGCGAUCGUGGGAGGGACCGUACCAACAAUUUGUUGUGAGGGCAUAAAAGCACUCAAUGCUGCUUCCAAUGGCACAGCAGAUGACAGGGCCGCAUGCAGCUGCAUCAUGAAUGGUCUUAAACCGAUCCCAGGAAUCAACUACGAUCUAGUUGGCACCCUUCCCGAGAAAUGUGGCACCACUUGUCCUUACACAAUUACGCCCACCACUGACUGUUCCAAGGUGGACUAAGUCCAGUAUUGCAUGCACUUAGCUUGGUGCAUUUCCUAAUAAAAUACCGAUGAAAAUAAAGCUCCAGGGAAGCUAGCUAGCUUCCGCGUGUUAAAGCACAAUGCUGUUGUGGUUUUUUUUUUUUUUUUUUUUUCCUUCUUGCAUGGGAUCCAGCAGAAGGAAAAUGGACCUCAGACAUACUAUGCUGUUGUGUCUAGCUAUUAUAAGGAAUAUAAUGUUAUUUUCUACGAA
Alnus glutinosa is the source of this 670-nucleotide messenger RNA. RefSeq names its product non-specific lipid-transfer protein 1-like. The transcript has 2 exons. Gene Ontology annotation, molecular function: lipid binding. Gene Ontology annotation, biological process: lipid transport. NCBI's taxonomy places the organism in Eukaryota, Viridiplantae, Streptophyta, Magnoliopsida, Fagales, Betulaceae. The record is from RefSeq and is a predicted model, not a curated record. The coding region runs from base 80 to 439 and encodes 119 amino acids. Gene Ontology annotation, cellular component: membrane.